CUCGAGCGUUUCCCGCCUACACUGUACUCCCAGGCACACCUCUUCACGACGUUGCCAUGGAGGGUCACUAUGUCAACGUGCACGGCCUUAACAUCUCUCACAGCCCGCUCCUGGGACCCGCCAUGUCUAUCGACAGGCUCUUUCCCGCGCUUCUCGAGUGUUUCGGGAUCAUCUUGUGCGGCUACGCGGCCGGCCGCAGCGGCAUCAUUAACGUGGGCCACGCCAGGGGACUGGGGAGUUUCGUGUCCUCUUUCGCCCUCCCCGCCCUUCUCUUCAAAAACAUGGUGCAGCUGCAGUUCGGCGACGUGAUCUGGUCGUUCUUGUGGAGCGUGCUGUUUGCUAAAGUGUUCGUGUUCGUUCUGGUGUGCGUCCUCACUCUGCUGGUCGCUAGUCCGGAGAGUCGGUUUAGCAAAGCUGGGCUGUUCGCCAUAUUCGCCACUCAGAGCAAUGACUUCGCUCUGGGCUAUCCUAUAGUGGAUGCUCUCUACAGGAGUUCAUACCCACAGUACUUACAGUACAUAUACCUGGUUGCUCCAGUCUCUCUCAUGCUGUUGAACCCUGUGGGUUUUGCACUGUGUGAGGUACAACGCUGGAGACAGACCACUGACCACAACCACAGUAAACUGCAUGUCACUGCCAAAGUCAUACUGCAGGUCCUUAAAAACCCAAUCGUAUUCAUGGUCAUGGUGGGAAUUGCCUCUCAUUUCCUGCUUGGUGGGCGUGUCCCUGCGUUGCUAGGGGAAUUUGUGGACGGAUUGGCUAAUUCAUUCGGAGGGGCGGCGCUCUUUUACCUGGGACUCUCCAUGGUUGGUCAGCUCCGUAAACUCACCCGCUCUGCUGGCGUGGCCCUCAUCCUACUCAUCACUGCCAAACUGCUGGUGUUGCCACUGAUGUGUAAAGACAUGGUGGAGAUCCUGGACACUGGUAACUCAGCCAAUCAUUCCAGUCUGUCAGACUAUGCUUUCCUCUACGGAGUUUUCCCCACUGCUCCCAGUGUGGCUAUCUAUGCUGCCCAGUAUAACAUGGAACUGGAGGUGGUGACCUCUGGUAUGGUCAUCAGCACUUUCCUGUCCGCGCCCAUCAUGUACGUGUCAGCAUGGUUACUGACCAUCCCCUGGAUGGAGGCCGUUCCACUCGUCGCUGAGCUUCAGAACGUCAGCUUCAACAUCAGCAUCAUCAGCCUCAUCGGCCUGGUCUGGACUAUUGCGGUUAUGUUGCUUAGCAAGAAAUUCCGGAAGCUGCCUCACUUAUUUUCUACAAACCUGUUCUUCGCACAGCUGUCGGUGUGUGUGUGUAUGAUCUUGUGGAAGUUUGUGGUUCGACAGGAGAAUGUCCUGGCCCAGAUCCUCACCUUUACUCUGCUCUAUGGGUCACUGUACAGCACCUAUCUGUGGACAGGUCUGCUGGCUUUCUCUCUGGCUUUACUGAAGAAGAACGAGCAGCUGAAGGUUCCGCCUCUUGUGUUCAUCAUCUUAGGCUGGGGUAUCCCGUUCCUGAUUGUGGGCGUGUUGCUGGUGACAGGACAGAGGAUGAGCGACUCCCCUGACUCCGCCUUCUUCUACGGCAAAAGACAGAUUGUGUGUAGUGUGGUGGUGCUGUGCUGUAGUUUAGUGCUGGCUGGGCUGUCUUUAAUGGGCCUUGGUCGUGGAUCCCAGGAGGAGCAGAGUUAUCAGGCCCUAGGACAGAGCUCCCUGUCAGGCACAGACGAGGACCUGAGGCCCCCCAGCCAUCUGGAGAACCAGACGUCAGAGGAGGCCGGGACAACGCGGCAUACCGGCAGCAACAGAGAUGGACAUUGGAGUGAACCAGAAAUGAUCAUCAACCAUUUGCAUGACAGCACAGAUUCAUUACAAGGCCAGGGGGUGGCGCUGACUGAAGCAUCCAGUUCUGUAAGGUCACAUGAGGAGAGACAGGUGCCACGGCAUGUUCUUCUGUGUCUGCUGCUCAUCGUCAGUCUUCUCGCAAACUUGUCGAGUUGUCUGUGGUGGCUGUUAAACACGGAUCCCGGGCGACUGUACCUGGAGCUGCAGUUCUUCUGUGCCGUGGCAAACUAUGGACAGGGUUUUAUCUCCUUUGGGCUGUUUGGGCUGGAUGAGCAUCUGAUCAUCGUACCCUUUAAAAAGAGACUGGCCUCUCUGUGGGGUGGUGCUGAGGUAAACAACCCCAGCUCUGCAGCAGUCACAGAGGAAGUUCGUCUCACGUGCACUCACUUUGUCCGUUACCACAAAGACCAGUGUGUGCAGGACAUCAUCCACAGGAGAAGGUGCGCCGAUUGUUUUAUGGGCAGCAUGCUGCUCGGUGUGGGGGCGUGGCCGGCGAUAGAGGUGCGGCCAUACCCUAUGGCGCUGCGGGAGGGUGGGAAGGCAGACUCUCACCGCCCUCCGCAGUCGUUUCUUCGGUUUCUUUAGCGACGCUCUGCUGUGACGACUCUACAUGUGCAAAGUCACUGUUUGUCAUAUGACCCAGCGUUCAGAACGGCCGAAGAAUCGACUGCUGACGCCACAUGUAACCUGAACCGAUGUGAACUGAACUCUUGAAACUCUGUGUUCAUAAUUGGGUUUUGUUCUACUGAUUUUUUUUUUUGCAUGGCAUGCAGGAAGAACGAGCAGAUAUGCACGCGCAAAUCCUUCGGUUUUCUGAAAUUUUCGACAUGUCCAGGUCUUAUGCAGAGGCUGCCGCUGUUUUUUUUUACACAGUGUUGUGAUAAAACUGAGACUGAAUGUUAAUGUUCUCUCAUCGUCCAUGGAAAGUGUG
Molecule: messenger RNA, 2754 nt
Organism: Chanos chanos (milkfish)
Lineage: Eukaryota; Metazoa; Chordata; Actinopteri; Gonorynchiformes; Chanidae
Gene: gpr155b
Product: G protein-coupled receptor 155b
Exons: 16
Coding region: 57-2408 (783 amino acids)
Biological process (GO): transmembrane transport; negative regulation of BMP signaling pathway
Cellular component (GO): membrane
Source: RefSeq, a predicted model, not a curated record